CAAACAUUCAUUCUAAUUUCGAGGUUAUAUUUAAAGCUUUGUGAUGUGUCUGAUUUUUAAAACCUAUAACAAUAAUUAAACGCUUUAUGAUUUGCACGUAUAUAGUAGAAAAUAAUGGCAGUCGUAAUAGAAACUACACUCGGUGACAUUACUGUGGAUCUUUACUUAGAUCAAAGACCUGUAACUUGUUUAAACUUUUUAAAACUGUGCAAAAUGAAAUACUACAAUUACAAUCUAUUUCAUUCCAUACGAAGUGGAUUUAUCGCUCAAACUGGUGAUCCUACAGGGGAAGGAUCAGGUGGAGAAUCUAUUUGGGGUAUAUUAGAAGGGCCUCGCAAAAGAUUCUUUUCUGGUGAGAAAAUGCCUAAAAUUCGUCAUACGGAAGCUGGUUUGUUGUCAAUGGUUUGUACUGACGAUAUGAUGGUGGGCUCGCAAUUUUUUUUUACUCUUGCCCCAGACUUGGACUCAUUAGACGGUACACAUUGUGUGAUUGGAGAAGUAACGGAAGGCCAUGAAGUUCUAGGAAAAUUGAAUGAAGUUAUCUGUGAUGAAGCUCAUCGGCCGUAUCGUGAUGUUCGUAUUACACAUACAGUGGUCCUAGAAGAUCCCUUUAAUGAUCCCCCGGGGUUACGAGCGCCGUCCCGGUCACCAUCACCAAAUCCUGAGCGGUUAAAGGGUGGUAGAAUUGCACCAGAUGAAGAAAUUGAUGAAACUGAAGGCAAAACUGCUGAAGAAAUUCAAGAAAUGAUUGAGGAGAAGGAAGCUAAAGCCAGAGCUACUAUCCUUGAAAUAGUAGGUGAUCUACCAGAUGCUGAUAUUGCACCACCUGAAAAUGUACUGUUUGUGUGUAAGCUCAAUCCAGUGACAACUGAUGAUGACUUGGAAAUUAUUUUCAGUCGCUUUGGUAAAAUUGUAAGCUGUGAAGUUAUUAGAGAUAAAAAGACUGGGAACUCCUUACAAUAUGCAUUCAUUGAGUUUGAUAAUAAAAAAUCCUGCGAGGAUGCCUAUUUCAAAAUGGACAAUGUAUUAAUAGAUGACCGAAGAAUUCAUGUUGAUUUCUCACAAUCAGUCUCGAAAAUGAGAUGGUUGGGUAAAGGGAGAGGUGUUCAAUAUUUUAAUGAUGACCAAUCAGAGGUGUCUGUUGAUAGAAUAGAACAGUCAAAUAGACCAUCAAGUAAAGAUAGAGACAAAUAUAGCCAUAGAGAUCAUAACUCGAAGCAUGAUGAUAGGAAAUAUGAAAGAAAAGAAAGUAGUUAUAGGGAUAGAAGAAAUAGAGAAGAUAGAUACCAAAAUAAUAAGUCACAAAGAGACAGAAGUAGGAGUCGAUCUAGACCAAAAGAAUCAAGAUCUCAUAGAAGCGAAAGACACAGUAGGAGACAAAGCAAAGACCGUGAUAAUGGCAUUAAUAGAAAUUCUCAUAGUCAUAGAAGUGAUAACAAUGGUACUGAAAAAUCUAAUAAAUCACAUGCUUCCAAUUCUGAAAGAAGGAAUCAUACCUCAUCUCCACGUAGAAGGAAUGAUAUAGAAUCUUAUAAUAGGCACGACAGAAGUAAAGAUAAGAGAGAUAAAAGCAGAAAUGAAGAAAGAGAACAAGAAAAUAGUUUAUCUAAUAAAAAUAGAAACAAAUCUAAAAUUAAUGAAGAACCUAAAACCCCAUCCCCCAUUUUAGAUAAAAAGAAACAUGAUAAGGUUAGUAAAUCUAAGAAUAAGCAAACAAAAGACAGUAAAUCUAGUAAAAAGAAACGAAAGGUAUCUACAUCGUCUUCAGAUAGUUCUGAAAGUAGUUCUAGCACGGAAUCAUCAAGUUCAAGUGAUUCUGAUAGAAAGAAAAAGAGAAGUAAAAAGAGGAAAGUAUCCACAUCCAGUAGUUCAAGUACUAGUUCUUCCAGUAGUUCAGAUAGCAGUAGUGAUUCUACCACGUCAAGCUCGGAUAGUGAUAUGGAUAAAAAAGAGCGUAAAAAAAAGGUUCAUUCGAAGAAGCCAUUAAAGAAGUCUAAAAAAUAAAUUCAUAUGUAUGAGACUGGGUUUUUUCUACCUAUUAUUAAUAAUGUUUAAACAAAUGCGUACAAAUGGUACAAAAAUAGUUCAUUUUUAAUAUAACAAAGUAUUACAGGUUCCAUUUAUCAUAAUAAAAUUUAAGUAACAAUAAGGUACUUUGUAUUUUUUUACUUAUAAUAAUAAGAAGAAAAGUGAAUAAACUACACUUCAAUAAGUUAGAUAACCCAGUUAAACAUAACUUGCAGGUGAAAUAAUUUCAAAUUUUGUUUGCAAACAUUAAAAAAGACAUGUUUCUUUAAUU
Zerene cesonia (dogface butterfly) is the source of this 2299-nucleotide messenger RNA. RefSeq names its product peptidyl-prolyl cis-trans isomerase sig-7. The record is from RefSeq and is a predicted model, not a curated record. Gene Ontology annotation, cellular component: nucleus. Gene Ontology annotation, molecular function: peptidyl-prolyl cis-trans isomerase activity; RNA binding. The coding region runs from base 115 to 2004 and encodes 629 amino acids. NCBI's taxonomy places the organism in Eukaryota, Metazoa, Arthropoda, Insecta, Lepidoptera, Pieridae. The transcript has a single exon. Gene Ontology annotation, biological process: protein peptidyl-prolyl isomerization.